AUGUCAUCAUCAUUUAAGAUACCCCCAUCUCAAAAACGGAGCAGCAUCUAUUACAUUCGGAAUGAAACAAACGGACUCCGAGAUUCACCACCUAAUUCGUCUGGAAUCCAUGAACCAAAAUCGGCACCUUUAGCUCGACCACCCACUUGGGAGAGAAAAGACUCGAUAAGGUCAGGAUCCGUGCGAUCAUUCAGCACCUCGGCCUCCCGUAGGUUGUCUCGCAUUAGUACCUCGGAGAGUAAGCAAGAACAUACGAGGCAGUCGCAAACGCCGAAUCGUCUUUCCUCUGUGACAUCACAUCACUCUGCUACAAGCCUCUCGAUACCCCCACGUCCUUCGACAGGAUUGUCUGAAAAAGCACCAGUACUUCAAGAUGCUUCCCUCAGCUUAGCACAUGACUCCUCCCCAGCCCGGGCUGAUACGCCCCCUCAUUCUAGUACUCCUCGGCCCACACUGUUAUUCGCUAUCGCAAGCGAUGAUCCCAAAGCGGUUGAAAGAGUCCUCGAACAUGGCGACGAUGAAUCAAAAGGUCUUAUCGAUGCCAACGACACAAUCGGACCCCAGGCUCAGUCAGCCCUUGAAUUCACGCUGGAGAACGAAGGCUUGAAAAAUAAACUUGGUAUCGUCAAGAAACUUCUGGGAUAUGGUGCUGAUCCUAGUAAAGCAAAGCUGAAUGACAGCACGAGCAAUGAUGACGCCGAAUUGGAUCCUGCAACCAGAUAUUACUUGAACAGGGCUGAUACCGCAACAACACGGCGUAUAGAUGCUCUCAUGAAACGUUCAGUCUUUCGACCAUUGGUUCGCAUGAGAUUUGGGAUAAUCGGGCAGGACAGAGCGUUAGAACAACUCUAUCGUGUGCUGAGUAUUCACUCGGAAAAAAUAUCAAAGUCCCCGGUCGUCGUUUUUCUAUGUGGACCAAGUGGACACGGGAAAAGCAUGUUAGCGCAUCAAUUCGGUUCACUCCUCGAAGUUCCAAUCCACACUGUGAAUAUGACUACUCUACGUUCCGCUGAUGACAUCUGGCGGUCCUAUUCUAUUAGUUCUGAUGAGGACGCUACUCCAUGCACGUUAGUCGAGUUCUUAGCCAACAACGAAGGCAAACGAUGCGUUGUGGUCCUUGAUGAAAUUGAAAAGACAGAAAGCAAGGCGCUGUGGUCGUUACUGGUUCCAUGGGAACUAGGUCGCUGUACGUUCGAAGCUAAUUCACGAACCAUAGACGUUCGAAACGUCAUAUGGGUCGGCACCUCGAAUAUUGGAAAUGCCUUGAUUCUUGACUAUCAUAAAUCUCUACAACGGCCUGAAGAAAUGCUUACUCGUAAUGAAUAUGUCGAGCUCAUGGGAACCCUCCGACCGCACGUUUCAGACCAGCUCGGUGCUUCAGUCCUCUCUCGUGUCUCUGCCAUUUUACCUUUCGUCCCCUUCACGACGGCAGAGAAGAGAGCCAUAGCUUCUGAAUUUCUACAGGAAAGCGCUGCCGAACAUCUAGUCCAAGAGCUGUCCAGGGAGCAAAGGGAGAGGGUGGUAGAAGAUUCGCUAGAGGAUUUUGUCCCUUCAGAAGGGGCAAGAUCGUUGUAUAGGGCUGUCUCAAACCUGCUUAUUGAUUCGAUGGACUUUUGA
Messenger RNA from Lentinula edodes (shiitake mushroom), 1617 nucleotides. Its product is annotated as P-loop containing nucleoside triphosphate hydrolase protein. Gene Ontology annotation, molecular function: ATP binding; ATP hydrolysis activity. The transcript has 7 exons. Gene Ontology annotation, cellular component: cytoplasm. The record is from RefSeq and is a predicted model, not a curated record. NCBI's taxonomy places the organism in Eukaryota, Fungi, Basidiomycota, Agaricomycetes, Agaricales, Omphalotaceae. Gene Ontology annotation, biological process: cellular response to heat. Bases 1 to 1617 code for a protein of 538 amino acids.